GGAGACAUCACCGACGAAGAAGCUCGCCAGAUUCUCUGCGGAGCAAAAUCCUGAGAUGACAUAUCCAGAAGAUGAGGCUCAUGAAUCUCCAGGCGAACCGCAACCGAAAGGAACUCCCAAAUCAACGCCACAGCAAGUACAGGACGGCGCAGUCGAGACACCACCCUCAAUCCGAAGGCGAGAAACCGCUGGUGCCCUAGCCGCGGCUGCCGCUAGGGAGGCUGUUCGUUUUGGGAAGCCAGCCAUUCCUAAGAAAGGCAAGCUCACAAGGCCAUCCAAAAAGAUCGGUACACCCACCUCCGGUGUUCAACGUCUGGCAUCGAAUAUGUCCAAGGCGAAUGUUGCUUCUAGACGUUCCGAGAUUCCUGAGACUCCUGGUGUGAGCUCCGUGGAAAAACGAGCUGUCAAGCCGCUCUCUGAGAGUCAGGUCUGGGAGGUACAAGAUUCGAUCGAACAGAUGGAUGUCGGCGUUCUACACGAGGACUCCGAUGAUACAGAAGGCCCUACACUUGCUGAACCAGAAGCUGAAGACAUGGAGGAAGCUAACAACAUCUUGCUCGCCCCGAAUCGCGUGUUUGCUCUUUUCCGCGGCAAUGAUACCAAAUACUAUCCAGCCACCUGCCUUGGUCCUGCUGAUGGAACUCACUGGAGAGUACGAUUUGACGAUGGAUCUGUCGACACGAUGUUGGCGACGGAAAACUUCAGGAACCUUGACCUGCGAAUCGGCGAUCAAUUGAAGGUUGAUCUACCUGACAUGCGGAAGCAUAUCUAUGUUGUGGUUGGCUUCAAGGACAAGACUCACGCCAAUGAAGAGGAUUGGCCCUUGACGGACAGGUUUGGACACCGAACAGUUGCUCUGAAAACCAAGCCGCGAGAAGGUGAGCCCAAGGUCAAGCCAAAAAUGUCGAAGACGGUCGAUGUUCCCGUCACGAGCAUCUACAUCACUCAGACCAUGUGGAAGAACUUUAAGGACCGCCAUUAUAAACAUGCGUCCGGUCUUUCCGCCACCUUUGACCGUCGCUUUCAAACGCCUUCCAACACAUCGAUUCCUGGGACGCCCUUAUCCAGGUCUCGCCGGGACCCCGUGAAUGCUCUCACUACGUCUAUCCACCGAGCGUCUCCCGUGGCCUCCCACUGUGCGACCGGCGUCUUCACAAAUAUGGCCUUCGCUCUCUCCUUCUCUCACGACGACAGCGAACGCGAUGCCAUCUCAGCACUCAUCAUUAAUAACGGCGGCCGCGUUUUCGAAGACGGUUUCGAGACUCUCUUUCAACCUUCAGACGGUGCACUUGCGUUGACCACGGAAGCCACUUCACUAGGCUUCGUCGCCCUCGUUUCCGAGACCCACUCCAGACGCACCAAAUACUUCCAAGCGCUCGCACUAAACCUCCCUUGUCUCGCCGCCCGUUGGGUCCGCGAUUGCGUUGCAACGUCCUCCGUUGUAGCAUUCGGUCGCUACUUGCUACCAGCCGGCGUGUCUGCUUUCCUAGGCGGCGCAGUGCGUUCAAGGACCAUGACCCUUUUCGAUCCUGCGGGACCGGAGGGACGGUUCGACGAAGUGAUCAAGAGGAGAGAGCGACCGUUCCGGGGCGCAAUGGUGGUGUUUGUCUCUGGCCGUGCGAAGAAAGGAGAAAAGAGGGGCAAGACAUACGCAUUCCUCUGCAGGGCAUUGGGAGCCGAGAAAACCGUCGUGGUGAGAGACAUCGACGCUGCGAGAGCUUUUUUGGCACGUGAGACCGAGGAGGAUGCGGAUGAGGGUAUCUACGACUGGGUCAUUGUGGAUGGAGAGAAGCGGAGCAAGCUGGAGAGUCUCCUGUUCUCCCGAGCCGAGAAGAGGAAGAGAGACCGAGACGCGUCGGAGGACCAGAGCAUGGUGGGCACUGGCCUCGUCGCUGGCAGGGGCGUCAAGGUUGCUGGCGAUGAGUUUGUGGUGCAGAGUCUCAUAUUGGGGGCGUUAUGUGAGGGAUGAGCUGCUCUAGCUCUGAAUGUGCGAUGCCUCGGCGCAGGUAUUGUACGAGAAAGCAUGAUAGGCAUGACAUAUGUAUGCGCUACGAUGGCUGCCCUUGACUGUGGCGGCGAAUUACGGAGUAAGUGUAGGAUAGAUCCAAUUCGGCCCGUAGAGCCCUUGACAUUGUGGUUUUCAAAAUAUCAUACCUCUAGGAGGCCACGCAAGCGAUAUCAGCGUUGUCAGAACGGCUGGACGCUGAGUUUAAUGUCUACAGCGCUCUCUUAACAUUGCAGUUUUCAAAGCUUUAUACCUCUAGAAGGCUCUACAUGCCAUAUCAGCGCUAUCAAAUCGAACUAGACAAU
Messenger RNA from Mytilinidion resinicola, 2310 nucleotides. RefSeq lists its product as uncharacterized. Gene Ontology annotation, cellular component: nucleus. Gene Ontology annotation, molecular function: histone binding. The coding region runs from base 56 to 1969 and encodes 637 amino acids. The transcript has 2 exons. Lineage: Eukaryota; Fungi; Ascomycota; Dothideomycetes; Mytilinidiales; Mytilinidiaceae. The record is from RefSeq and is a predicted model, not a curated record. Gene Ontology annotation, biological process: positive regulation of transcription by RNA polymerase II; DNA damage checkpoint signaling.